Messenger RNA from Gastrolobium bilobum, 1374 nucleotides. RefSeq lists its product as uncharacterized. The coding region runs from base 1 to 1374 and encodes 457 amino acids. The record is from RefSeq and is a predicted model, not a curated record. The transcript has a single exon. NCBI's taxonomy places the organism in Eukaryota, Viridiplantae, Streptophyta, Magnoliopsida, Fabales, Fabaceae.
AUGGCAGAAGAAAAUAGAGUUCCUCCUCCACCUCCACCUCCACCUCCAAGAACAUUGGGAGAUUAUAUGAAUUCUGCUAGAGUUCCACAGACAGCAAGCAUUGUUAGACCACAUAUGGAAGCUAACAAUUUUGAACUCAAGCCGGCACUGUUACAAUUGAUUCAGAAAGAUCAAUUUGCCGGAGGAAGCACGAAAAACCCCUACAGUCAUCUGGAAGGCUUCCUGUUUUACUGUGACAUGCUAAAAAUGAACGGAGUCUCUCGGGAUGCCAUCUUGCUUAGACUUUUUCCAUGCUCACUGAAAGACGAAGCAAAGGCUUGGCUGCAUUCACUACCUGAAGGAAGUAUCACCUGCUGGGAUGACUUAGCUACAAAGUUCUUGGCCAGAUUUUUCUCAUCUUCAAAAUUGGCGAAACUCAAGGCGGAUAUCACUUCUUUUGAACAAAAGGAAAGUGAAUCUUUAUAUGAAGCAUGGGAAAGAUUCAAGGGACUAUUCAGGAAAUAUCCACAGCAUGGCAUUGAAGCUUGGGAUAAAGCGAGAAUUUUCUUUCAAGGAAUGACGCCAAACACCAGGACCUUAGUGAAUGCCGCAGCAGGAGGAUCACUGAAAACAAAAACUCCAGAGGAAGCUUUGGAAUUAAUAGAAUCUCUAGCAUCUCAAGAGUACGAUAAUGCUCCAGUACCACAGAGAAGAGCAGGGAUUAUGAAGCUUGAUGGCUAUGAUGCCAUCAUGGCUCAGAAUGAGCAGAUUUUACAAUCCAAUAAGAAACAGCAACAACAGCUAGAUGCUCUCACAAAGCAAUUUUCUGAAUUUCAAGUUUCUUCUGUUAAUACUUCAGUAGCUUCUGUUAAUACUCCUUCUAUCACUUGUGGUAUAUGUACAGGUACUCAUGCUACCAAAGAUUGCAAUUUCCACAAGUCAACUGAAAAUGCUGAAGUUAAUGGAAUCUGGCAUGAUAAAAAAGCUCCAUAUAAUCCAGGGAGGAACCAAUACGGCAAUAACCUGAAUCAAGGGUGGAGAAAUCAAAAUCAAAAUCAACACUCGGGAUUUAGUUACAGUUCGAAUCAUCAACUGAAUCCUCCUAUGCCAGUGCAACAACAACCUCCACAACAAUCAGAAUGGGAGAAGGCUUUUGCACAAUUAUCCAAGACCACUGCAGAUUACAUUCAAAGUUCCAAUAAUUUCAGAGAGGACACUUCAACCUUUAUGCAAGAGACAAGGGCCUCAUUCCGGAAUCAAGAAGCUUCUAUGUGGAAUCUUGAAACUCAGAUUGGCCAGCUAUCAAAGCAGUUCACUGAAAGAGUUCAAGGAACUUUUCCAGUAACACUAUUCCAAAUCCAAGUAGGGAACACUGCAAUGCGAUUACUACUAUGA